AUGAAAUGGUCAGAGUUAGAAGCAGGGGUAACAGGGUGCAAGGUGCAUCCAAAUAACAAGCAACUACCUGGUGUUUGCUCUUCUUGCUUGAGAGACAAACUCUUAAUCCUCUCCAACAAACAAGCAUCUUCUUCGUCUCCUCCUUCUUCAAAUUAUAUGUCUCCGGCUUAUCGCGGCCACCACAGGCAUGUUUCGAGUGUCAUGGACUCUGUAUCUUCUAUGAUUAGCUUGAAUUAUGGGUUGAAGAGGAGCAGGACCAUUGCUUUUGCUUCAGGAAGCCUGCGCAGAGAAAAGGAAGUCAAUCGGAACAAGAAGGAAAGUAAGAAAGGUGGUUUAUGGUCCAAGCUACUCAGAUUAACAAGAAAGAACACCAAUGAGGCCUCCAUGCAUUCAGGCAAUGAGUGA
This is a messenger RNA of Lotus japonicus, 405 nucleotides long. RefSeq lists its product as uncharacterized. The transcript has a single exon. Lineage: Eukaryota; Viridiplantae; Streptophyta; Magnoliopsida; Fabales; Fabaceae. Bases 1 to 405 code for a protein of 134 amino acids. The record is from RefSeq and is a predicted model, not a curated record.